UCGCACAAUAUAUACAGAGCUAUUAUACGCAAAAAGGGCUGGUUAUCAAGAUGGCAGUUGAUGUAGUAGGAGUGAUAGUUCUGGUUGUUUUCUACGUGAUUGUACUUGUGACUGGAAUAGUAGCAGGGAGAUGUUUCAAAGCCCCCGGAGCAUCAGAGACAGAGCUGUCAAUGGUGGCAGGAAGGAAGCUGGGACUGGGAGUUGGGAUUUUAACAAUGUCAGCGACGUACAUCGGCGGUGGCUUCUUGAACGGACUAGCUGAGGGUAUGGCUUUAGGUGGGGUUGCCUGGACGAUCCCGCCUUUAGGAAUAAUGUGUGGACUUUUCCUGUCUUCGUUUUUAUUUGGAGGACCGAUGCGUAAAAAAGAAUAUUUGACGUUUCUGGACCCAUUCAACGCAAAAUAUGGAAGAGAGGCAACCGCAUGCUUGUUCGUCGCGACUCUUCUGGCAGAUAUCUUCUGGUCAGCGGCAAUUCUAUCAGCCCUAGGCACCAGUCUUAGUGUUAUAAUUGAGUUAGACAAGGUUGUGUCCAUCGUCAUAUCAGCGGCCAUAGCAGUGUUCUAUACCAUGGUCGGGCAGAUGGUCGCCGUGGCAUACACAGACAUUGUAGAGUUAGCUUUACUUGUUGUGGGUAUGGGUAUUGCUAUCCCAUUCGCUGCCACCAAUGAACAUGUUAACCUAAGUGAAGCGCAGGACAAAUGGUUAGGUAACAUUAAACCGAUUCAGAUUGGCGCAUGGAUAGACUUCUUUGUAUUAACGAGUCUAGGAGCUAUACCAUGGCAAUCUACAUUCCAACGAUUCUUAUCAGCAAAGUCCGUAAGAGGUGCUAAAAUAAUUGGAAUUGUCGGGGGAAUUAUUACGUUCAUCUUGGGCAUCUUCCCACUCACUAUUGGAGCCAUUGGAGUUUCGACAGAUUGGAAUAGUACCAAGUACGAAAGAGAUCCUAUUGCAACGGGUGAUGCUUCUUUGUUGCUCCCACUAGUGAUGUAUCACCUCACACCAAGACCAGUUGCAAUCAUUGGAUUGUGUAGCGUGGCUGCAGCUGUGAUGUCAUCAGUUGAUUCUGCCUUAUUAGGAUCAGCAUCAAUGUUCUCCCACAAUAUAUACAGAGCUAUUAUACGCAAAAAGGCGUCUGAGAAAGAACUACUUUGGGUACAACGCGGAGCAAUAUUUAUAAUCGGAGUACUGGCGUCGAUCACUGCCAUAUUUGGAGACAGCAUAUAUGGACUUGUUAACUUUGGUACUGAUAUCACCUUGGUGACAGUGUUUCCCCAGUUGGUAUGCAGCAUGUAUAUUGAGGUGUCAAAUGGAUACGGUGCUUUGAUUGGCUCAUCUUUAGCGUUAGUACUUCGUAUUGGAGGAGGGGAGUCACUAAUGAACCUUGCACCUUUCAUCCCUUAUCCACCGUAUGGGUUUGAAGAACAACUUUUCCCUGUGCGAAUAUUUAGUAUCAUUGUUGCCAUCUUAACGACUGUUUUAAUCUCAGAAUUAACCAAAUUAUUAUUUGAAAAGGGAGUCUUUCCCAGAAAGCUUGACGUGCUUAAUCAAUUUUCUGGUGUAAAUUCAUAUUCCAUGAAUGAUGAGGAGAUGAAAGUAAACAAAGAGAAGGAAAAUGUUGAGAUCCAAAGUGCUUAUAUAACCAGUGAUAAUUUAGGAUACAAUAAAGACUUAUGA
Molecule: messenger RNA, 1673 nt
Organism: Owenia fusiformis
Lineage: Eukaryota; Metazoa; Annelida; Polychaeta; Sabellida; Oweniidae
Source: the annotation of a GenBank genome assembly